Messenger RNA from Saprolegnia diclina VS20, 382 nucleotides. RefSeq lists its product as hypothetical. The record is from RefSeq and is a predicted model, not a curated record. The annotation marks the transcript as partial. Lineage: Eukaryota; Oomycota; Saprolegniomycetes; Saprolegniales; Saprolegniaceae. The transcript has 5 exons. Gene Ontology annotation, molecular function: protein binding.
CAUGGGCAUCUCAAUGCGCAGCGCAAGCCUGCCGACGUACCCGGGCGAGCUCAGCGUCGACUUUUGCAGCCUCCAGGCCGACACGCUCCAGCGGUACGUCGACUACCACCAGCUGCCGCUGCCAUCGCCUGCGACCAAAGACGACCUUGCGAUCCGCGUCGCCACCCAUUUCAGCGAGACGGUCCCCAUGUUUGAGGACGAGAAGGCGACCAUCAUGUCCUUUUUGACCUACAUCCGCGAAGGCCCGCGCGACGCGGCCCGUCGCAGCCGCAUCAAGGCCCUUGGCGACGCCAAGCGGCCACGGGCAGGUACUCCCGACGACGCCAUGACGUCGGGCGAAGAUACCUCGAACGACAGCCUUCGGCCAACUUUGGCGCGAUGA